Messenger RNA from Notechis scutatus (mainland tiger snake), 6888 nucleotides. The record is from RefSeq and is a predicted model, not a curated record. Lineage: Eukaryota; Metazoa; Chordata; Lepidosauria; Squamata; Elapidae.
UUUCUUUCUCUUUUCCUUCCCAAUUCCCGUGAGGAGAAGGAAGAGGAGGACGCCACUGUUGCUGUUGUGGCCAAUUCAUUUGCCUGAAAGUCGUGUUUUGCAUAACAAGAGAAAGGUGUGCGUCGUGCAUGCCCGGGGACAAGCAUUGAAGCAGCGGGGGAGGAGGCUUCUCCGGCAAGUAGCAUGCAUGGCUGGAAGCUCCGUUAAGAUGCAACCUGCGUGUGACAGGGCCGACUCGCUGCUCCAUGACCGUAACGCCACAGACGCCAGAGGCCAGGAGCAGCAAGUGCAGUUGCGGCAGAGGCUGAGGGAACUACCGACGCUCCUCCGGAGUGGACUCACGCUGCGGAGAAAGCGCUCAGACGGCGGAGGCCGGAAUGUAUCUAGGAGAAUUUCAAAUCCUUAUGUGGAAAAUCCUCCUAAUAAGAGUUAUGAAGAGGAUGCCUUGUGUGCUGGAAGAGCCCUCAGAAACGUUUUUGUGUUACAAGCUGCAGCUCUGAUUAAAGAUAGAAUGUCUCUGAUGGGGCUUUGCAGGCAAAGUUGCAUUGGAUCUGAACUGGUAGAUUGGCUUUUGAGGUGCUGUACUUUCAUUAACAGCAGAUCUACAGCAGUUGGUAUCUGGCAGCUACUACUGAAUAUGGGAAUUGUGUUUUCAGUGGAUAAGCAGAUAUAUUUUCUAGACAGAUACGUUUUCUACCAGUUCUCAUCUGAUGAAUGCACAUACUUAUUCUGUGAAUAUGAAGGAGAAAAAGGAUGGAUAAAUGGUGUGAAAUUUCUAUUGAAGAUGGUGCCUGUUACUUCUCCAAGGAUUAAUAUGUGUACCCUGGAUAACAGAAGAAUAGAAGAAACAACUGAAACCAAUGCAGAAAUUCUUGCUCGUCUCACAGCAGCAGUGCAGAGAGAACUGGCAGCUGUUCUUGCUGUGAAAGCAAGAAAAUCAGCAAUGAAUCAAAGUUAUGACAUCUGCAGUGGAGAGGCAACAGUGCAAAAAACCCCAAAGGAUAUCUGUGAUGCACAGGCAGGAGUUAUGUGCAAGAUUCAGGAACGAGAAGAUAUUGGGCACAUCGAACUUGUCCAGAAAUUUGCAAAAGAAAAUUGUCAUGUUCCACAGGCAAACAAAAGAGAACCAGUGAAUACAGACCAGCUGGAUGAUGAAGUGACCACUGCUCAAGCGAAGGAACUCGACCAAGAUGUGCUGGUGCUUAGGAGAGUGUUGUCACAGAGCCCAACCCCCACAUCUCGGAGUGCAGAGAAUGAUUGGAGUAUGGGAAGUUCAAGGCUGAGGAUCUUUGACCCUCACAUAGAGAAGAAGGAUUCUGCUUUGUUUCCAGGCAGAGAAUUGCCUUUGCACACAUUUGAUGUACCUUAUUUUAAAUACAUUGAUGAAGAAGAUGAGGAAGAUGAAUGGAGCAGCCGUUCUCAGUCUUCAACAGAGGAUGACACUGUGGACUCUCUCCUUUCUGACAGAUAUGUCGUGGUGUCAGGGACACCAGAAAAGAUUUUGGAGCAUCUCCUGAAUGACUUGCACCUGGAAGAAGUACAGGACAAAGACACAGAAACUCUUCUGGAUGACUUCCUCCUUACAUACACAGUGUUCAUGACAACAGAUGACUUAUGUCAAGCUCUGCUGAGACAUUAUUGUGCUAAGAACCAUCAGGACAAGGAUGAAAUCAUUGAUGUUCCCUGCAGAAAACGAAAAGUCUUGCAUUUAGUGUCCCAGUGGACUUCACUCUACAAAGACUGGUUGCAUGAAGAUGAGCAUUUGAAGCAGUUUCUUAUGACAAUAUAUAGAAAUGUGUUAGAUGAUGUGUAUGAAUAUCCCAUAUUGGAGAAAGACCUGAAAGGAUUUCAGAAAUUACUUGGAAUGCAUCGUCGUCACACUGUAGAUGAAUAUUCACCUCACAGAAAGCAUAAAGCCAUUUUACAUCAAUACAGCCUCAAGCAGAACUGCCUUCAGACUAGAGAAUCUGUGAAUGAAACAGAAGAAGUUUUUUGCCGUGUAUAUAUAACACAACAUUCUUACAUCAGUGUAAAAACUAAAUUAUCCACUUCAGUUCAAGAGAUUUUGAAAAUUGUAGCAGAGAAGCUCCAACAUUCUCAGGAAGAUCUGGCUUUAGUAGCUCUUUCAUUCUCUGAUGAAAAACACGAAUUGCGACCAUAUGAUCUAGCAAUCUCCAAAUCUCUUGAGUUAUCUGCUCGUUUGUUUGUAUUUCGAAAGGAUCUGACAGAUACUUUGAUCCCUUUUGCUGAAAAUGAGGAAAUCCACCAACGAUCAGUGAAAAUUCUGGGGAUUAACACCUGGGACCUUGCUUUAGAAUUAACAAUUUUUGACUGGAAUCUUUUCAAUUUGGUUCAUGAACAAGAACUGAUAUAUUUCACCUUCAGCCGACAAGGCAGUGGGAAAAAUACUGUGAAUCUUAGUCUUCUGCUUCAAAGAUGUAAUGAAGUUCAACUCUGGGUUGCCACAGAAAUACUACUCUGCAACCAGCUCUGUAAACGUGUACAACUAGUGAAAAAAUUCAUUAAAAUUGCUGCUCACUGCAAAGCCCAGCGAAAUCUGAAUUCAUUUUUUGCCAUUGUCAUGGGGCUCAACACUGCCUCUAUCAGCCGACUUUCUCAGACAUGGGAGAGAAUGCCUGGAAAGUUUAAGAAACUCUUUGCCGAACUUGAAAGUUUGACAGAUCCCUCUCUGAACCACAAAGCCUAUAGGGAUGCAUUCAAGAAAAUGAAGUCCCCAAAGAUCCCUUUCAUGCCUUUACUCCUUAAAGAUGUAACAUUUAUACAUGAAGGAAACAAAACAUUUCUGGAUAAUCUUGUAAAUUUUGAAAAGCUGCACAUGAUUGCAGACACAGUCCGAUCAUUGAGGCAUUGUAGGCGUAACCAAUUUGGAAAUGAUAUACCCUCCAAAGAGCAUGAGGAGCUGAAGCCCUACGUCCAUUAUUUGCAUAUCAUUGACAACCAGCAGAUGUUGUUUGAGCUUUCUCACAGGAUAGAACCUCGUAUAUGAAUUCAUACUUACAUAAUUCCAGCACUUUCAGUUCAGUGAAUAUUUAUGUGCCAAGCUUGUUUUCCUAAGAAAUUGAUGAUUACUGAGUUUUAUCAGUAAUUGGUGCCACACUACACAUUGGCCUUUCAUGGAAAGCAAGAGGAAAUGAUCUUCACAACAAACUUCCAAGAUGAAAAAUGCCAAAUCUACUUAGCUACAGAGUGAAGAAAUGAUUCACCAUAUUGAAAACCUUAUUUUCUUUGAACAUUUUUGUUCAAAACAGCUUUCAGUCCCAACUCAGUGUAAAUUGAAAUAAAAUGUUCUAUCCUUAUAAGGGUCUAGCAGCACUGUUUUGAGGAAGAUGUUGAUAAUUUGGCACAUGGGGAUAUACCUCACUAAUCAUAAGCUGCCCUAAGUAUUUAUUCUGGUGCCAAAAAGAAAGUAUAGGGCAGUAUUGAUGAAUCAUCCCCAAGAUACGUGCUGGCAUCCACUUUAUGAUUAAAGCAUAAAGAAAGACAAAUUGUUAGAAUAUAGAUACCUAACAGAAUUUAAAAUGUAAGCACAGUUAAUACUUUAACAUCUUGUACAGUAUUUCAAAAUGUGCUGUCUAAUAAAGCAAAAUGUCACAAGCAUCAAUUAUGGUAAUCUAUUAUGUGCUUUCAUGCUGGAUUAGAAUUUAGAGCACUCUGCCUUUAAUAUUUCUUGUGGGUAAUGCUUUUUAAACUUUAGAACCACCUAAGUGUUUGGUCCUUUCCUUAGUAUUUCUAUUAGAGGCAAGCAGUGUCACAAAAGGGUUGUGCCUAUAGCUUUAUUACAAACAAAUAUAGUUUAUUUUAUUCUAUGUUCACUUCACUGUGCUAUUACUAAUUACUGUUAUCUUCACAUUGGUGCACGUUGAUUGCAGAACAGUACUGAAUUGAUAAGAAAGAACCUGUCAUACUGUGGGGUUGUUGCUUGCAACUUGGAAAACUACAGUGGACUCCCCAGAAUUACUUUUAAAAAAAGAAGAAAGUAAAAGUGCUAUGGCACACUUACUGACAUUAUUAACAUUUAAAGUAAUAAUUUAUAGCUAUUAAAUCUGAUCUUAUCAGUCAUAAACAUAAUUUACAAACAAAAAUGAAAAAAGUUCAUACAAUGUAUUAAGCCAAAUUCAUGAAUCUGACCAUAGACGAAUUAUACUUUGAGAAACAGACAUAUUGUUGUUUUUUCCUUACAAGGUUAAAAGCUGGGGUUGAAUUCCAAUAUACAGGAUGAGGAGAACUCUGUCAGAGAACUUGCAUUGGAAAUGAAUGGAUGAUUUUCGAAGUGUGUCUGAGAAAAAAAAAUCUUAGCUUUUUUUCAUUAAGAUGCAAUUACAAAAGAGAAAAGGUGAAGACUUGUGGGUUUCAUACUGACAGCAGAUUUUCAUUCACGUUGCUGUAAGGACAAGUUAUGCUAUCAAAGUCACAGCCUAACGCAGCACAGAAAACAACUGAUAUGAGUAACACUUUCUAGCAACUUGUAUGACAUUUUAAUUAGCAUACUAUUUUAAUUGGCAUAUUCAUUCUGGAUUCAUAGUAAUCUAUGAUUAAAAAAAGUUUUCUGAAGAGAAAGAUUUAAAACCUAUGUAACAAAUUUGUGAGAGAAUCACAGAUUUGUUGCAAUGUAUUUGAAUGUAAUUUGAACAUGUGACUUAAAAGUGGUAGCUUUGGUGUAAUAUUUCUUGUGCCUCGGUUUUCAUGUUGAGAUAUCAAAAUUAGGCUUACAUUCUUGAAAUCAUGUUUGCAAUUUGUUCCUAUCUUCAGGAUGUCUUCUUUUAAGACUAUUAAGUAUUCUCAAAAAAUUGCCUAAAGAAUGCAGUAAAUAGAAUGUAUUCCAGUGUGCAUAAAGGAAUGCUAUAUGGAGCUUUAAACAAAAUAGACAUCCACAGGAUGAUACUGAUUGACAAUAGAGGCUAUGUUAAAAAUUAGACCUCCCUUUUGAAAACACCUGAAUUUUUUUCUUUGUUGUACUGCUUGCAACAUUUAUUCAAGAACUUUUUCUACAAAAGAUUCUUCAUAGAAAAUUGACAGACAAAAUCAGUUUUAAGUGAUAAGGAAUGCUUUUUGUUUGUUUGCAAUGAAGUAAGAGUUUUUCCAUUAGAUUUGACCUUUCUCAAAAAAUUGAAAACCCUGUACAGGUAUAGUAUAUAAACAAUGUACAUUUCUGAACUUAAUAUACUAGUUAUUCAAUGUCUUCUAGGAAUUAUUUGAUAGAAAUCAUCACAAUAUCUCCUUAGAUAGUUGAACAAAUUAGAAACAGCAUAGAUAAUUUAUUUAGGAAUUUUCACUAUGUUUUUCUUAUAGCAACUUAGCUGAAGAAGCAGUAUGUUUGUUAGCUGAAGAGCAACUGUUUGGUUUGGCAGUAGGAAUUGUAGUAAAAAUAUGUUAUAAGCUUUAUUUUUAUUCACACACAAAAAUAGCGUUUGCAGUGGGAGAAGUCCCAUCUGUUGUAAAUAAGCUUUCUAUGCGCACAAAUAAACCACACCUUUAGAAAUGGAAUUGAACAUUUUGAAAAAAGGCAUUGCAAUUUGGCUUGCUUCAUAACGCCACUGAAGGUUAUAUUUGGAGGGAAGAAUUAGCUUUUGUUCAAUCCAUGUAUUACGAUGAGCCUCUGUUAAGUGGUUGAGUUUAAACUAUUCUUAUCAAAUAAGAAUUCUACAUUUGUAGUUCUAGAAUAAAUUAACUGGAAAAGGUGAGAUUUGCAGGGAAGGAUUAGUAGAUUAAAAAACUAAUAAUGUGUAACACGAAGUGGCUGGUUCUUAUUUCUAGAUAUUGUCUUGCCUUUAUAUAUCCAUUAACAGCUUCAUAUAAUUGCAGUCUUAAGACUACAAAAGAUUAAUAGAAAUUCAAAUCUGGCUUUUCUAUUUUGCUACCAUUCUGAAACCUGUUACUGCUUUUAAUGAGCAAGCUUAAUGUUUAGUGAAGUAAAGCAAAAACUGGAUAAUUUUCAAACCUCGUGAGCUGGACUAUCUGGUGCCAGAUGUUGUAAGCAGCAUUACUUGAGUUCUUCAUUUCAGUGGUCUCUUGUCAUUAUUAUCUAAAGGGACUAUUCGGAAUUAUGAGCCAAAUAUUUCCUAAAAAUAAGCUAUGGUUAUAACUUGGGUCUCAUUUUACCUAUGCAAGAGUAUAUAGCAGUCAACUGGACUUUAGAUAAUUUAAGAUAUAUUAAAACAAGGGAAAACAAAUACAUUGAUUUAGGGCAAUAAUGUAUUACCUGCUAAGCAGUUUUGUAUUUGUUACUUUAGAGCUAAAUAACUAGAUAAUUGCAUUUCUGUGGAAGUGCAUUCUGACUGUAGAUUGUAAAAAUGAACAAUUUUCUCUCCAAGGUUAUGUUCAGGGGAAAAAAAGAACACAAUUUGCCACAAUUUGGGGAGUGGAGUAGAAGCCAGAUUUGUAGUGUAUAAUCUCCAUUUUAUCCUACUUCUGAUACAUUCAUUUAACUAUCUCUUGAAAGGAGGCCAACUUUAAGACAACGACUGAGUCAGCCUUGAGAUCAUUAAGAUAUACUUUUGUCUAACAAAGAAACAGUCCCUGCAUUGAGUCUUUUGUGUACACUCCAAGUCUUGCUGGCUUCAGAAGAUUAUUGGAAUCAAAAUUAUACAAUUGUUUUUUAUGCUUUACAGUAAUCCCCACUGAACAUGAUGGGACUUGUUCCUCAUUAAACGUGCAUAGGAUUGCAAUAUAAUUUGGAAUGACCCUUGGUCCUCAAACUGCUGUAAGAGCUAUAAGCCCCCAUAAGAGGAGUACAAAUAACAAUUAAAAAGGGGGGGUGAUCAACCCUAGAAAUAUCUAUACAAACAAAAAAGCACUGUUGCAGAAUAGUGUAAGACCUUUUGGAGUGUAUUGGGCACUAUAAAUGAACAUUUGCAUGGCUGUAAAAAA